AUGAUAUUUAAUAAAGUUUCCCAUUUCUGCUUUCCUCUCAGACUUCAGACGAUAUUUCAUGCAGAGUUGACACACGCCUUCAAGAUUACUAGCUUCUUCUUCAACUGCAGAUUAAGCACUAUAUCUACUCAAGAGUGAGUCAAAUUCCGCUUUCAUCUUUUUUGCCUUUUCUUCCACGUGAUCAGAAUUUCUAAUCUUUUCCAUACCCAAAUACCUAUAAUCUUUAGAUAUCUUGAACAUUCUAUCAUUAAUCUAACAAUAGUCUGUUCGCAUCUCCAAAUAUCACAAUUUCAAAUUUAUAUUAAUUUUAUACUCUUAUGCUAA
Messenger RNA from Blepharisma stoltei, 324 nucleotides. The record is from the annotation of a GenBank genome assembly. Lineage: Eukaryota; Ciliophora; Heterotrichea; Heterotrichida; Blepharismidae.